AUGGGAAAGACUAAUGAGUCUUCUGUUACAGAAUUUGUCCUACUGGGGCUUUCUGGCUACCCAGAGCUUGAGGCCAUUUAUUUCUUGCUGGUGCUAUUUAUGUACCUGGUGAUCCUGCUGGGAAAUGGAAUCAUCAUCAGUGUCUGUGACUCUCACCUGCACACCCCCAUGUACUUUUUCCUCAGUAACUUAUCAUUCUUGGAUAUUUGCUACACCAGUUCUUCUAUUCCCUUAUUUCUCAGCAGGUUCUUAGCUUCAAAGAAAACCAUUUCCUUCUCUGGGUGUGGAGUGCAAAUGUUUCUCUCCUUUGCUAUGGGAGCCACAGAGUGUGUCCUUCUAAGCAUGAUGGCAUUUGACCGCUAUGUGGCCAUCUGUAACCCUCUGAGAUACCCCGUCAUUAUGAGCAAGAAUUCGUAUGUGCCUAUGGCUGCUGGGUCCUGGAUUGCAGGGGAUGUCAAUUCUGUGUUGCAAAUGUCUCUUGCCAUGAAGCUUCCUUUCUGUGGGGAUAAUGUCAUUAAUCAUUUUACUUGUGAAAUCUUGGCUGUCUUAAAAUUAGCCUGUGCUGAUAUCUCCAUAAAUGUUAUUAGCAUGGUUGUUGCUAAUAUGAUUUUUCUUGUGGUUCCAGUACUUUUCAUUUUUGUUUCCUAUGUUUUCAUUCUCUCCACCAUCCUGAGGAUUCCUUCUGCAGAGGGAAGGCAUAAAGCCUUUUCCACCUGCUCUGCCCACCUCACAGUGGUGAUUAUAUUCUAUGGAACCAUCCUCUUCAUGUAUGCAAAACUCAAGGCUAAAGACUUCUCUGGUGCAGACAAAGGACAAGUCACAGACAAAAUCAUCUCUCUCUUCUAUGGUGUCGUGACUCCUAUGCUCAACCCCCUCAUCUAUAGUUUGAGGAACAAAGAUGUGAAGGCAGCUGUGAAGAAUAUACUCUGUCGGAAAUGCUCCUCAGAGGAAAUGUGA
This is a messenger RNA of Balaenoptera musculus (blue whale), 957 nucleotides long. Its product is annotated as olfactory receptor 13C7-like. The record is from RefSeq and is a predicted model, not a curated record. Gene Ontology annotation, cellular component: membrane. Gene Ontology annotation, biological process: G protein-coupled receptor signaling pathway. Gene Ontology annotation, molecular function: olfactory receptor activity; G protein-coupled receptor activity. NCBI's taxonomy places the organism in Eukaryota, Metazoa, Chordata, Mammalia, Artiodactyla, Balaenopteridae.